Dentiscutata erythropus is the source of this 711-nucleotide messenger RNA. Lineage: Eukaryota; Fungi; Glomeromycota; Glomeromycetes; Diversisporales; Gigasporaceae. The record is from the annotation of a GenBank genome assembly.
AUGAAAAUUUUUGCAAUACCUAUACUAAGAAAUCAAUUCGCUUAUUUUUGUCAUGGAAAACCUAAAAAAGGAACUUAUUUAUCAAAAAUUACUGACUUGGCUACUAAAAAAUGGGAUCAACUUUGUCACGCUGAAAGGAGUAGUUGGAAAGGGAGGUUGUAUAUUACUGGUCAACAAUUAUUGGACAAAAUUGACCAUCAAGAAUAUUUUUUAAAAAGUAUACCAUUGAAAGAAGAGGUUGUAAAGUCCGAACAAGUUAUGACAACUCUCGAACAAAUGCUUGGACAACGAAUACCAUAUCAUCGCAAAUAUAUGAUAUAUUCUGCAUUGUGUGUACCUUUAACCUCUACUUUUACAUUAAUACCAGUUCUACCGAAUAUACCUUUAUUUUAUAAUUUAUUUCGUUUAUACAGUCAUUAUAAAGCAUUUAAGGGUGCUCAACAUCUUCAACUUAUUAUAGGCAACAAACGAUUAACUCCUAUCGAUUCUCAUCUAUUAGAUCAAAUUUAUAGUGGCAUAGAUUUAAAUAAUUGUGAUAUUCUUGAUGAAAAUCGAAUCCAUAGGAUGGCCCAUGAAUUAAGUGUUUUAGGAAUGGAUGUCGAUGUUAAAAGAGCCAGGCACCAAAUGUUGGAAAAAAUAAAGUCCGAGUCAAAAGGAAACCAAGCUGAAGUUGAUAAUAAUAAUAAAAAGCAAAAGGCAGAUAAACGAUGA